Molecule: messenger RNA, 4211 nt
Organism: Neolamprologus brichardi
Lineage: Eukaryota; Metazoa; Chordata; Actinopteri; Cichliformes; Cichlidae
Gene: npdc1b
Product: neural proliferation, differentiation and control, 1b
Cellular component (GO): membrane
Source: RefSeq, a predicted model, not a curated record
UCUGCCACAGCUGAGCCUCAGCAGCAGCAGCAGGGACUGCUGUCCGGUAGGAGCAGGGCCGGAGGAAAAAUGCAGACAUCCUGCGGAAAACACACCGAGCAGCGUCCCGACGCCACUCGCUGAUCCUCGUGUUUUCGCCGUUUUUCGUUGUUCCUUUGUCUGCUUGCGUCCCUCUCCUCUCUAAACACCGAGGAUGGGGGAAUGAUCAGUGCCGCCACCAUCUCCCCGUCCUCCGCCUUCGUCUGGUGUCUGUGCCCAGGAUGAGGGCUCGGCUGCUCGGACACACGGUGGUGUUCGUUGCGCUUUUGGCGCUGAGAAGCUGCCUGGCAGGCUCUCCUCUGUGCCCUCGGAGUUUAGAAUGUGCCCUGGCAGGAAGACACUUCUGCCGGCCUGGCAGCUCCCACUGUGGGCCUUGUCUGCGCCCCCUGGUGGAAAACUCCAGUGGACGCUGCGUGGUCAAGAGGAGACAUGCUCCUCACACUCAUUCUGUUAAAGAUAAAGCGAGCCCAUACCCUGAACUCGACGAGGAGAUUGACUUUCUCUCUGCAAUCAUCAGGGAACAGAGACCCGAGUCCUACAGCUCAGCCCCAUCCUCCCAGGAGAUCACGUCCAAGCAGUUUGAAGAGCAUGGCUACACUCACAGAGCAUCUUCUGUGGAGCAGCCUCCUACUCAGAGUGUCCUGUUAACCAGCAUCGCUUCACCCACCGCUAGAAACCACACUGCCGCUCUGAGCAGUCCCAUCAUCCUCCGCUACCCUCCUGAUGACCACGUCUUCAUCAUCAUGAGCAGCGUCGUCACUGUGGCAGGUACCCUGGCACUGCUGGUAGCGUUGGCUUGUUGGGUCAGGUUUCAGAAAUGUGUUCAUAUGAAUCAGAAAGUGGACUACCCUUCAUCUGGACUGAUGAGUGCUCAGGCAUUCGAGAAUUUGCUUGGGGACAAGAAGCUGGCCCACAGUGCUCAAAUGUACCACUACCAGCACCAGAAGCAACAGAUGCUCUCCCUGAAAAAACACCGGGUUGAGCCAAAGGUUCCUGACUCUGCAGCCUCAACAGAUGAGGAGAAUGAGGACGGAGAUUUCACAGUGUAUGAGUGUCCUGGACUUGCACCAACGGGGGAGAUGGAGGUGAAGAACCCGCUGUUUGACGACUCCACCCUCUACCUGCAGAGACUCCACAAAUGAACCUGGACACAGACAUUUCAUGCUCUAAAUGCAGCACCUGUAUGUACAAAUAAUUAUUUCAGUGGACAGAUCUGACACCCUAAACAGCCAAACUACAUUUCCCGUUUUGUUUACAUAUUUCUUUACUGUUUAUUACACACAUAUUCAACCAUACAUGCUGAGUAUUUAUGAGCUCACUGAUAGAACAGGCUUUGCUUUUAUUUCAGCAUUUUAAAAAGAUGUAAUGUUGAUAUUUCCUGAACUCAGCUCAGCGACUUCUCUUAUGUGUUAUGUACUCGUUGUUUUUCCGUCUUGCUGACACCAUGUCUACAUGCAUCUGCAUUCUUACAGUUAUAUAUUAGACAAAGAUAACACAAGUAAAUUAAAUGUAUAACUGAAGGUGUUUAUGAUUAAGAGGGAAAAUCCAUACCUGCAUAGCCCUGUGUGAUGAAGUGAACGUGGACUGACGAGACAAAGGUUGAACUGUCUGGAAGAUGUGUGUCCCGUUGCAUCUGGUGUAAAAGUAACACAGCAUGGGCCAUCACACCAGCAGUGAUAUAUGGUGCUGCUGGUGUGACAGUCUGGGCUGUUUCGCUGUCUCAGGACCAGAAGACCUGCUGUGGUAAAUGCAACGACCAAAACAUCCUGAAGGAGAGCGACUAUCUGUUUGUGACCUCGAGCUGAAGCACAUUUGGGUUCUGCAGCAGGACAGUGAUCCAACACACCAGCAGGUCCACCUCUGAAUGGGUUAAGAAACACAAAAUGAAGACUUUGGAGUGGCCGAGUCAAAGUCAAGACCUGAAUCUGAUUGAGAUACUGUGGCAUGACCUAAAAAUGUGGUUCAUCCUCAGAAGCUGUUCUGUGUGACUGAAUUACAAGAAUCGUGCAAAGAGGAGUGACAAAACUCCCCGACAGGACUGCAACAGACUUCCAGUCAUCACAAACUUCAGAUUGCAGUGGCUUAACCAGAUACACACACACACACACACACACACACACUCAGAUGGUCUUGUAUAUUUGGUCUACAGCUGAUGUGUUUUCAUGGUUUUGUGAGCUGUAAAUAGUGGCUGAUGUGUGCAGGAGCUAUCUUACCUCUCAGUCAGUCAGUGUGGCAGGAGAUCCUGAGCACUGUGUCAAAUACACAUCUGUUAUUUCUUAAUGUGAAUUUGUAUUUGUUGGGAAAAGACAAUGUCAUGUAUAACACGUUAAACUUGAUGCGUUCGACUGUUGUACCCAUUGUGACGAAAGCAGCGAGGAGCCACGCCUUCAUGUUCAACAUACCCGCCCAGUUUUACUUUGAAGAGGUCUCGAUCUGCUGAGACGUCAACAAAAAUAUGAAAAAAAGGAAGAUUACAUGUAGCUGUGGACACGUCGCCAUAAAAGAAACUUAAAAUCAAAGAAUCCAAACAAAAGAAACAACUCAGAAUAGUAUAUAUAAGAAAACGGCGCCGACCACAGUCCCCAGAAAUAUACAACUUAAAGCAUCGCAGAAACAGCGUUCCCUUUAUGCAUCAACAGCUGCAGUGUGGGAUUGAAUGAAUGAAUGAAUGAAUGAUUGAAUGAAUGCUUUAUUGGCCAUAUGCAGAGGAAUAGAACCCCCCCGACUUACACACACAACAUAGACAUCACAUGGGAACACAGGUCGGAGAUCGGCAGCGUUUCAGAAAAACACUGAAAAAGUACACAACAAUGGGAAAGUACAAGAGGAAAAAAGGAGACCUCUGCUCAUGCUGGCACCUAUGGGAGGACAGCAUGAGAACAGGAUUGCAGCCUUUUCCAACAUUGAACUGAUUCCAAAGCUUUUACAUUUACUCCCUGAGAGAUGGGGACAUUUUUAAAUGUAUUCUAGAUGCAGAGAAACCAGGACAUGUGUCGGCACACAUUGGAUCAGGUUUUCUUUCCUUUGUCAAAUCUAUGUUUGUGCAUUUUACUUUGUCCUGCAUAAUAAUCACUCAAAUAACAUGAAGUUUGAUUUAUGAUUUUAUUUCAAUAUUAUGGAUUGAAUGUUACACUCACUGUUACAAUAUUUCCAUCGAUGCAUAAAUGCAAACUUGCAACAAAUGCUCCCUUUAUGAUCGUUCAAACUGUUUACCUGCACUGUACAGAGUGUUUCUGUCAUUUAUCAUCAUGUAAAAAGGCCAUCCAUAUAACUCAGCUGCCCGUGUCCCAGGGCUUUUAUAUUACACUGCAUUAGUUUUAUCCUACUGAAGGUUCAGUAUGUAGUCCAUGUAGUGGGCUCUGCUUAAUAAAGUGCACCGUUAUAAUGCAAAAAUCUCCUUUUCUUUGCAGACUUCAUAACGGUCUCUGUCACUAACAGUAGAAACUCUGGAUUUUUGUGUUGACUGGGCGUUCUCUGCUUUCCUGUACUAGAGCUGUUCGUCUGACCUGGUUAGGACUUAAUAUGCACAACUGCCUUUCUAUAUAUCCUCAUAUCGCCCCGCUCCAUAGAUAUUCUUCAUACAUGUAGAAUGAGUGUCCAGCUGCAAACAGUCCAGGAAACCUGGACGUAACCGCGUCUCUCAGGAAAGUCGCUGUCCGCGGCUCCUUUCUUCAUCCUGCUGCCGUCCUCCUCGGCCUGUCAGCACUUCCAUCCUGGAGGAACACAUUAAUGUGCACUGGAGCUGCUCGUGUGCUGUACGAGUGUCCACAUCCAAACUCACAUAUGUACCAGGGAAUAUUAACACGGAAGCCCUUUACUAUGUUAAACAGACUGUUGAAUCCAAACCUCUUAAGCUUGUGCAGCAAAAUGAGUCUUUGGAUGAGGAAUUACAAGAAGAGAUGUAAUUCUCAUGUUUGUCUUUUUAAAGACGUUUGCAGCUCUGCUUCACCUGCUGAGCAAAAGCCCAGCAGCUUGUCUUUAUUUGCUCUUUCUCUGAGUGUUGUAAAGGAACUGUACAACAAGUCUUUCUCUACAUGAGCUACAUGUGAGACUGUUUGAAGGCUAAGUGUUAUGAUUCUGUACAUUUACGACAACUUCAUUACUUCAUGUUUAGCAUGCUUGUGGAUAUACCAGAGCUGAAAGAAAUAAAUAUUUAUAUAAUCGCUAUCUGA